AACACUGACUCUUGAAUCAUAUGGAUUCUGCCAAUGUGAAUAUAGUCAGCUAGUCAUUAGCAACCAUUUAUUAGAAAUAUGUUCGUUUGUUAUUAAGAUUGUAGUAAAUGUUGGAGAUUAGAAUGUCAUGGUGCAACAAAUAAAAUACACUUUGGUAGCUGUUGAUAGAAAACAUCCAAGCUUUUCAUAGUGGGCACUUUUAGAAAACCCUAAGUUCUUCCACUUGCAGACCUGACAUGCUGUAUAAACAUCUGACAGAAUAUGUUCAUGUAGGUUUUUAUAAAUUACUAAACCAGCCUUCUGGUAAUUUGGGGUGCAAAUGCCAAACAUGUGAGUUAUUUCAGGUUAUUUUUCAUUAACUCACAGAACCAUACUGAAUGGGUGUUUCAAAAGUCAGAGUUGAAGAGGUCAUGCAACUGGGUGAAGAAAUGAAGACAAGUGACUUCUCGGUGAAUUUUAAUAGAAGGUUUCCUUUGCCUGAUCUGUAAACAUGUCCACAGACCUGCUCUGGUGUGAGGAUUGCGGUAAAAGCCUUAUAGGAGAAUGCAAACUCCACGGACCACUCAUCAGGGCUAAAGAUAGGGUUAUUCCCAGCCGAGCCCGUCUCACCCUGCCUCACUACCUCACUUUGCGAGUGUUGGAGCUGAGAGCUGGAAACCAACAGAUCCUUGGUGUAUUUGCAAAGAAAGUAAUACAGAAGAGAACACAAUUUGGCCCUUAUGUUGGUCAACUGUCUACAAAACUGACCUGUUAUGAUGAGAGCAGGCUAGUCCUGCAGGUAUUGAAAGAUGGAGGGAAGUACUUUCUGGACACUCCCAAUGAGGACUGUGGAAACUGGAUGAUGUUUGUUCGGCUAGCCCGGAACCAAGAAGAACAGACCCUUGUGGCUUAUCAGCACUGUGGAGAAGUCUACUUCACAACAGUUAAGCCUAUUGAACCGCACACAGAAUUGAAAGUAUGGUAUGCUGCCGAUUAUGCCAAAUUUAUGGAAGCUUCUGCAGUCUUCAUUAAAGAAGAAUCAGAUGUCUCUCCUUUGCCUUCAGUAGCAAAAGAGCCUGUAGACCCUUGGAUAUGCUCCAGCUGUGGAAGCAGUUUUUCAACUUUUGCUCUGCUGGAAUCUCACCAGUGCAUCCAUAAAGACCGAGUCCUUCCUACGAGGUUCAGACCACCAAAUAAGUUGGGACCUGUAAAAGCAAAAAGCAAACUCAAAGGGAAACUGAGAGGAGCAUCAUUAGGCAAAAGCAUUACUCAGUGCUUUGGGACCAUUUCCUGUUCCUCUGCUGCAAAGUUCAGCUGUGCCAGCUCAGGAAGCACUUGUGGUGCUCUCGUGAGGUUUAUACCUAAAUGGAGAAAUGGUCGGUCUUCACUGCUGAAGGGAAAAGAAGUGAAGCAGCCAGAUAGUUAUCCCUGCCGACUCUGUGGGAAGAUAUUUGAUUCCAUUGACAAGCUCACGGUCCACGCUUAUGCGCACAAAGGGGAGCGUCCCUACAAGUGCUCACAGCACGGAUGCACAAAAGCCUUCAUUUCCAAAUAUAAACUGCUCAGGCAUUCGGCCACUCAUUCUCCACAGAAAUCUCACCAGUGUGGGUACUGUGAAAAGACGUUUCACAGGAAAGACCAUCUAAAGAAUCACCUACAGACCCAUGACCCCAACAAGAUGGCCUUCAAGUGUGAAGAGUGUGGCAAGAAGUACAACACCAAGCUAGGCUAUAAGAGACACUUGGCUCUUCAUGCUGCCACCAGCGGGGACCUCACCUGUAGGGUGUGUGCCCAAGAGUUUGGUGGUACUGAGGUUCUGUUGGAGCACCUCAAAAGUCACGCAGGGAAACCGACUGGCAACAUGAAGGAAAAGAAACAUAAGUGUGACCACUGUGAGCGUCACUUCUAUACCCGUAAAGAUGUGCGACGUCACAUGGUGGUUCACACAGGCUGCAAAGACUUCCUGUGCCAGUUCUGUGCCCAAAGGUUUGGGCGGAAGGACCACUUGACACGCCAUACUAGGAAGACUCAUCCACAAGAACUGCUGAAGAGCAGGUUGCAGAAUGGUGACUCAGUGGGUCUCCUUGACCAGCUCUUUUCAUACAGACUGAAGGAAGAUGCCAGCAUGCUGUCCCCUCUUCCUGAAAGUGUCCCUGUGCCAAAUGGGAUUGUGAAUAGUUCAGAAACAGAGGAAUACAGCUGUUCCCAUCUUCAUUCCCAGCCAACCUUACAAACUGCUCUUCCUCUUGAGUCUUCUUCUCCUCACUUGCAAAGGAUGGGCUGUGCAGACAGCAUCCCAGCUGUCCCUCCCACACCAUGUUCAGCAGCUGUCCCUAUUAACCUGAACCUUCAUCAGCCCAACAAAUAUGACCUUAGUUCUACCUCAUUUGCCGCAGGAUCCCUCAAGAAUCUGCCAAUAAAAGUGGAUGUUAAAGGUUACAAUGUGCAUCUUCUCGAGGACCUGCCUUUACCAGAACCUCAGUCUCUCCACAAAAUCAGUAUGGAGGAAGCUUCCUCAGGGCCUGUAGGGGAUAUUAACAAGUAUCCAGUGCACAAAGAGACAGAGGCAGCAGCUGAAACUGCAAGCCUGCCUUUCAUGGAUCUCACUCAUGUGAUGGGUUUCUGGCAGCUCCCACCAGGUGACAACCAGAACACUAUUGGGGACAUGACAAUGACAUUUGGCUCAGAGGAACCAUCACACAGGCUGAAUGGCCUCAGCCCACAGCAAGGUCUUCAGCUAGCAACUGGUGGGAUGGCCAUAAACCAGCUGCAUCAUCUUCCUCGCUCCUUUCCAUCCACUACAAAUUCUGUAACAUUGCCUCACUUUCACCAUGCCUUCAAGUAACCAUCACCCUGUGUGGGUUUUUUCUCUUUUUUUUAAAAGACUGUGCUUCUCCUUACUUAAAUCUGUUAGGACUGGGGUGGUUUUGUUUUUGUUUUGUUUUGAAGAAGAACUGCCCCAGAUGUUUUCAAAGCAUGUUAUGAACAUGGUAGUUAAAUUCAGGAUGUUAAUAAACAAGAAGCUCUAUUUUUCAUACUAUUAGUUUUUUAGCAUAUGACAACAGUAGAACUAACAUAUUUCCCUCAUCUCCCUCUAUAUUUUUUGUUUCUUUUCAUGCAAACAACUGAAUAACUAUCUUCAAUGACAGCAAAGUAUCAUAACAGGCACAAUAAAACUGUGGCUGCUGCAACAGGAGAAAUAUGGUUAGGGUGAAUGGGAAGAGGGGGGAAAUCACAAAGAAAUCAAUUUAAUGAACCAUAAAUCACAGCAAAUUUGUACACAUGGCAAAUGUAACAAACGAUUUAUCAACAUCAGAUAGAUUUUUGUUAAGCACUUCAUUAAUGAACUUUAUUAAUCCUUAAUUUAAAUCAGAAUCAUUCCAAGAGUAAAUCUUAUAUCCUUGUUUCACUUUCUUCAAUGAAGAUCAUCACUAUUAUGAUUAUGUUAAACCAGAUUUUGUUUUCUGGUGGGCAGUUCAGCUGUGUGCCUGUGCUGCCUUUUUCCUAGGGCUGGAAAUAACUACCACUUCUGAAUGACUGUGUAAGAACUGCUGUCUUGGAUACAUGCAGUUCUCAGAAUGGGAAGUGAAUUGUCUCAAGUUAGACCAAAACAUUAAUUUUCAUUUAGAGCUGGAUCUGUCCAGACACCAGACACUUCCCUGUCUCUGUCUCUCUCUCUCUCUCUCUCUCUUGUAAAGCACUUGAGCAUUUCCUUAAAUUUAAGCUUACAGUAUCCCAUUGGGUCAACAGCUUGAUUAAUUUAACACUUAAUAAAAAAUAAUGCAUCUA
Molecule: messenger RNA, 3768 nt
Organism: Sturnus vulgaris (Common starling)
Lineage: Eukaryota; Metazoa; Chordata; Aves; Passeriformes; Sturnidae
Source: RefSeq, a predicted model, not a curated record